Molecule: messenger RNA, 1131 nt
Organism: Moneuplotes crassus
Lineage: Eukaryota; Ciliophora; Spirotrichea; Euplotida; Euplotidae
Source: the annotation of a GenBank genome assembly
CUGAACUCUUUAAAUCAAUUAAUAAGAAUAAUGACUAAACUGUGAUUUGCUUUACUUGUCGGAUUUUGUUUGUGACACAUUGACAAUUUGGAAAGGAGCCUCACUGUUUCAUCAAGCCAGUCAGAUUGAAAGACUUGUGUCAAUAAUGGUUCUCAGAGGUGGUGAGCUCCUGUUGGAAUUACUCAAGCUGAUGGAGAGUGCUGUAACUCUGGCGAUACCUCUGGCUAUUGAGCAAGCAGUAGUAUCUAUGCUUGCUCUGGGUCCACCAACAUCCAGGGUACUGCAGGGCUGAUACUUUGCCCAGAGGUUACUGCAAAGUGUGGAGUCACGGACCACCUACUACAGAAUACUUAUCAGUAUCGAUCAAUAGUGGUAAGUUCUCUACCUUCCGAUGCAGUAUGAGCUGAAAGGUUUUACACAACUACAAGCUCUAUUGACCAAGCCAAGAUAUUGAUGAAUAGCAUUUAUGGAGCAACUGCAACAGUUUAUAAAGCACCAAGAGGAGAAGCAAACUAUACAAGGAUAGGUACACUGAAUGCAGGCUAUUUAGCGACACUCUCCUUCAGUUCCUCUGUUGAUGUUUACCUAGUGAUCGACCCUUACCUAACAACUAUUAACUAUAAUAUAACUGCUAUUGGUGCAAUUGCUCCUGUUUCCAGCGAUUCUUCAAGCUCAUCUAGCUUCGAGAGUGAUAGUAUCAGCAUAGACUCAAAGACGGAUUUGACUGUCUUAUGGGUUAUAUUAGGCAUUGUUGGAGGACUAGUUUGUAUCGUUAUUUGCCUUAUCGUCACCAGUUGUAUCUGAAAGAAAAGAAAGCGAGGUGUUCACCUGGGCCCUCCUUCCCGUCCUUCCAACCUCCGUCUAUCUUCACCCAAUUUCAACCCUCCAUCACCUCCAGUCCAUCCAGUGGAAUGCUCACUUCCCCCAAUCCAGCCCACUCGUGUAUCCAAUUUCAAAAUAGCUACAGACACGACUGGGCUCAACCUUGCUCCUCUCUCUGAAAUAAGCAUCGUUCCCAACGCCAGACCAGCUUCUGAAAAGCAAGAGGAGCCUUAAGACCACAGUUAAGUUUCUUUAUAAGCUUCAUUCCCAAUUAUGUACCUGCCUGACUGAGCAUGGGCGAACGAGUGC